Messenger RNA from Ficedula albicollis (Collared flycatcher), 687 nucleotides. Its product is annotated as translation initiation factor IF-2-like. The transcript has 3 exons. The record is from RefSeq and is a predicted model, not a curated record. Bases 1 to 687 code for a protein of 228 amino acids. NCBI's taxonomy places the organism in Eukaryota, Metazoa, Chordata, Aves, Passeriformes, Muscicapidae.
AUGGCCCUCAGAGCCCUCAGUGCCGCCAUCGCCCUGAGCCACUCAACCCUCAGUGCCGCCAUCAAUGCCGCCCUCAGCACCCUCAGCACCACCGUCGCCCUCAGCCACCCAGCCCCCAUUGCCCUCGGUGGUGCCGCCAUCGCCGCUCCCCUUACACGUUUUAGUCCCGCCACUGCCCUCAGGGUCCCCGGUGCCGCCAUCACGCUCAGCCCCUCAGCGCUCCCAGCCUCCGCCACCCCCGCCAUCGCUCAAUCCCCUCAGUCCCGCCGUGCCCCUCAGCGCAGCCGCCCCCCCCCAGCCGCCACAGCCCCCGCAGGAGCUGCUCAGCCUCACCGUCUCUUCACGGGCUCCCCGCUGCCUUCGGCCCCGAUGUCCCGCUCAGCCUCGGUGCCAGCGGCGGCUCCGGCCGGGCCCGGCGGCUGCAGCUGCUGCUCGGCCCGGACCGGGAGCGGCCCCAGCGGCACCUCGGGGGGACUCGCCCCGCGGCCCCCCGCGCUCCUCGGGCCGAGCGGGGCCGAGCCCCGCGCUCGGCUCAGCGCCGGCGGCGGCGUCUGCGGCUGCUGCGGCGGCUCCGGCGGCUUCAGUAGAGUGAGAGUUGAGCUGGCAAUUUUGACACCAAACAUCUGUAAUCCGACAAUCCCGGCGUAUGUGUCCAGACCGCCCACAGCGAAAACAUUUGCCGGUUGA